Cyclopterus lumpus (lumpfish) is the source of this 2557-nucleotide messenger RNA. Its product is annotated as protein-glutamine gamma-glutamyltransferase K-like. The transcript has 13 exons. Lineage: Eukaryota; Metazoa; Chordata; Actinopteri; Perciformes; Cyclopteridae. The record is from RefSeq and is a predicted model, not a curated record. Gene Ontology annotation, molecular function: protein-glutamine gamma-glutamyltransferase activity. Gene Ontology annotation, biological process: peptide cross-linking. The annotation marks the transcript as partial.
CGACUCUCCUUCUCCCAGCAUGCCGUGAGACGCGAUCCAUCAGAGACCGGAUCCGCGGUGGGGCGGUUUCCUUCCGUCACUCUCGACUUCGGGGAAGACGAGGAGGAAGAAGAUGACGAGCCGGGAGAAGAAGACGGCGGCGGCGAGACGGAGAACGCGUGUCGGCGGUGGCUUCGUACCGUGUGUCCGUGCUGCUGCCGCAAGCCCGGCCGCCACGACGACGACGACAUCACCGACACCCUGGAGACCGGCAUCGACGAGCUGGACGACAACGAGGAGGAGGAGGAGGAGGAGGAGGAGGAGGGGACGGAUGUCGAGAAACCGGGGAAGGCCGACGGCGAGCUUAAUGAACUCCUCCUGAAAGUGCAAUCCAUCGACCUGAUGAAGAGCCAAUCGGGGCAGAACCGCACCGAGCACCACACACACCUUUACCAAAGUGACAACCUCGUUAUCCGCAGAGGGCAGACGUUCCUGAUGUGGAUCACUUUGUCUCGACCCUUCAGCCCCGACAGCGACAAACUGCACCUGGAGCUGAAGACAGGGCCUCUGCCGACGGUGUCGAAGGGAACCCACGUGAUCGUCCCCCUGGUGGAGGAGCCGGAGGACGGCCGCUGGGAGGCCGCCGUCGUGCGGCAGGAGGGCAGCAAGAUGAUGCUGUCGGUGAGCUCCUCCCCCGCGGCCGCCGUCGGCCGGUAUGAACUCACGGUGGAGACGAACAACGCGAGCGGCCAGACCGUCUCCGUGCGUGACCCGGCCAACGACGUCUACCUGUUGUUCAACCCCUGGUGUGAAGACGACGCAGUGUUCAUGGAUUCUGAAGUGGAGAGGCAGGAGUACGUCAUGAACGACAUCGGACGCAUGUACUACGGCACGAGGGAUCAAAUCGGAGCGCGGACGUGGAGUUACGGGCAGUUUGAUGACGGAAUCCUCGCCGCUUGUGUCUUCGUCCUGGAGAAGAGUGGAACUCCCCCGUCAGGGUGGGGCGACCCGAUUAAUGUGGUGCGAGUCAUCUCGGCCAUGAUCAACUCCCCCGAUGACCGUGGAGUCGUGGAGGGGAACUGGUCCGGAAGCUAUUUGGCCGGAACCAGUCCAACGGUCUGGAGCGGAAGUGUAGAAAUCCUGAAAGAAUACCACAAGAACCUCGGCAGCCCCGUGAAGUACGGCCAGUGCUGGGUCUUCGCUGGCGUGUUCACCACAGUUUUACGAUGUCUAGGCGUUCCCAGUCGAGCUGUGACCAACUACAGCUCCGCCCACGACACAGACGUCUCCCUGACGACGGACAUCUACCUGGACGAGAACCUGGACCCUAUAGACGAGCUCAACGGCGACUCCAUCUGGAACUUCCACGUGUGGACCGACUGCUGGAUGGCUCGGCCGGACCUGCCCCCGGGCUACGGAGGCUGGCAGGCUGUCGACGCCACGCCUCAGGAGACCAGCCAGGGAACCUUCCGCUGCGGCCCCGCCUCCCUCGCCGCCGUCCGCAGCGGUCAGGUGUUCCUCAAGCACGACGCCCCGUUUGUGUUCGCCGAGGUGAACAGCGAUAAAAUCUACUGGCAGAGGAAGAUAGACGGGACCUUCAGUCAGAUCUACAGCGAGAAGAAGCUGGUGGGCCACGCGAUCAGCACGAAGGCCGUCGGCACCGAUGAACGCAACGACAUCACGGACCUCUACAAGCACCCCGAAGGGUCGGAGCAGGAACGCAUUGCGGUGGAGACGGCGUCUCGCUACGGCUCCAAGGCGGAGGCCUACAGCUCUCCCACGGCGGAGGACGUCUCCGUGGAAGUGACCAUGGACGGCGAAGGGCCCAAAAUGGGAAGCGACGCGGGUCUGACCAUCACGUUGCGAAACAGCAGCUCGGAGCGACGGCAGCUCGUCCUGCACAGCCAGGCGGCGGUCAUGUACUACACCGGCGUCCACAAGGCCACCGUCAGGAAGGACGAGACGGAGGUGGACCUGCAGCCCAACGAAGUAAAUAUGUUGGAUUGGAUCCUGGAGUAUAAAGACUACAAGGACCAGCUGGUGGACCAGGCGGCCCUGAUGCUGACGCUGUCGGGCCGGGUCAAGGAGACCCAGCAGGUCUUCGCCACUCAGUUCAGUUUCCGCCUCAGGACCCCGGACCUCAUCUUGAAGCCAAUAGGAAAGGCAGUAGUAGGAGAAAAGAUGGCGGUCGAGAUUUCCUUCACCAACCCACUACCACAGGUGCUGAAAGCGGUGAUAUUCCACGUUGAAGGACUGGGCCUCCUAAAUGCUCGAAAGAUUCAUUAUGGAGAUAUCGGCGCUCUUGAAUCGGCGUCUCUGACCGAGCAACUCGUGCCCUCGCUGCCCGGGCCGAGGAAAUUACUGGCUUCACUGGACAGCAGGCAGCUCACUCAGGUUCACGGCGUGACCGACAUCACGGUGGAGGGGAAAAGCGACGGCGCUCUGUAGCGACGCGUUCACAUGGAACGUUUUUUAUAUUAAAAUGACCAGAGAGAGACGAGUCAUAAAACAUCGAAGGUGAAAAAGAAGCUUUUAGAAUCUGUGAAAACCAGCAUGAGCUCAAACUCGUCCCUCAAGA